Prunus armeniaca (apricot) is the source of this 1992-nucleotide messenger RNA. Lineage: Eukaryota; Viridiplantae; Streptophyta; Magnoliopsida; Rosales; Rosaceae. The record is from the annotation of a GenBank genome assembly.
AUGAGCGACCCAAUUGAGCCCUCAACGUCGUCGUCUUCCACCAAAGACCCGGCCCUUCUGAUUCACCCGAGGCGCGAGCCAUUCGAGCACGGGCUUUUGCCCAUCCCCAAGCUCAUCUUCACCGACCCGACGCAAACCCUAAUUCCCCUGAAGCAGAAGCUGAUCGAGCAGUCUUCGAGUCACCGGGUCAACUCGGCCGCGAUCUCCGAGGUGCUUCAGAUCUCCAUUGAUCAUGCCAGGCUCGUCCUCGAUACCCUUGCCUCUGUUCUUCAUUCGGAGUCCGACCCGCUCCUCAAAUCCAAGCCGGACGUGGUUGAUGAGGUCGGCGCCGAUGUGAAUGAUCUGGUUCUGUUCCUCUACAUUCAGUCGUACAAGAAGUUGCUGCCGAGGACGCACAAGGACUCGGCUGCCGUCGCAGAUGUUUGGCCUUCGACCUCGGCUUUCGAUGGGUAUUUGUCCGCUUUAUCGCCAUUGCAGCUUGUGCGUAGCAAUAGCCGUCGGUUUGUGCCAUCACAGGCUGAUGAAGAGGCCCAUCAGUUGUCAUAUCUGCAAAAGCAUUUGGCCAACAUUGUCUCUCUUUUAGCAGAACCUGUGGAGGGGGAAGGCGAAGAAUCUCUGAAAAAGUUUCUUCCCACUGUGAGCACCACCCCAUCCUUUAAUUCAUGUUUAGGAUCUGAAGGAUAUCACUUGGGCCAAUAUGCCCCUUUUUUUGCAAAUUCGGAUCCUGAUAUGCCUGCUGUUCCUGUUCCUGCUGCACAAGUUCAUGAUUGGGUUCUGCAGAAUAUAGUUUCUUCGUUGGAAAAUAUUUCUGAAAGAAUUUCUCCAAAAGAAAAUGGCCCACCCAGUUCCUCAGAUCAAGAUGUUCCCAUGGCUGAUGCCUGCACGAGUACAAACAAGGGCUCAAUAAGUGUUAGAGGUCCCAGUUUUAUUGAAGGGAUCUCCAAGUCAUCACUUAUAAAGCAAGCAUCUGAUCUUAAGGCUCUUCUGUAUGAGUUGUAUGUAAUGAUUGCAUGUUGCAUGUCUCCAUGGGGAUUCAUUCUUGGUCACUCAUGGUUUUGGGCUGUGCUAAUGCCCAUGCUAUGCUUCUAUGCAUUUGCUUCACCUUUCUUCAAGUCUGUUGUGUAUAGAGAGGUUUUAAAUUGCCACGAUUCAGUUAUCUACAUAUUAGCACCUCUGAGAUAUGCCACAGUUUAUGGAUGCUCCGAUGCUACUAUUGUUCUUGGAGCUGUUGGAAAGGCUGUAAGAAUUGAACACUGUGAGCGAGUUCAUGUGAUUACAGCAGCAAAACGUAUCUGCAUUGCUAACUGCCGCGAAUGCAUGUUUUUUCUUGGGGUAAACCAGAGACCACUUAUUGUUGGUGAUAACCAUAAGUUACAGGUGGCACCCUACAAUACAUUUUACGGUCAGUUGGAGGAGCACAUGAAUGAAGUUGGGAUUGAUGCUACUAUCAACAGAUGGAAUGAACCCCUGGCACUUGGAGUGGUUGAUCCACAUGAUUCGUUAUCUCAUCCAGCAGGUGUCUCUGAUGCUCAAGCUGAGUCUGGUUCACACUUAGACCCUGAGCAGUUCACAAAUUUUUUGAUUCCAAACUGGUAUGGAGGUGAAUCAGAGGGCUCCACAAAAGACAACCCAUUUCCAUUACCAGAUAUUUAUGUGGCAUCCCAGCAGAGAAAUCAGAACAAUUUAGGGGAGGUAAAGCAAUUAUUGAGGGAAGCACCUCUCGAAGAAAACAGAAAACGGGAAUUAUCCACUGCUCUCCACGUAUAUUUUAAAGAUUGGUUGUAUGCUUCUGGAAAUAUCCGUCAGCUUAUUGCCUUCAAGGAGAAUGAUUUUUGCGUCAUAAUGCUGUGGAACAACCAAGAGUGGCAUAGAAAGAAGCUUUCUGGUUUUAUCUUUCAAUCCUACCAUGGCCACCUUGCUGUUUCUGAUGGUGCCACAGGGCGAAUCAACCCUUUGUACUUUGGAAUGGUACCCUGCAUAAUUAUGCAUUGA